GUUUCAGUCACUGACCUCUGACCUUGAUGAGAUCAUCAUGCCAUUUGAUGGGAUUGAACUUCAUCUGGUGUUUGGAGACAUCACUAACGAGACCACUGAUGCCAUCGUGAACACCACUGACUUUAAGGACUUCAAGACAGCUGGAGUGUGUAAGGACAUCCUUACUAAGGCAGGACCUCAAAUCCAGGCUCAACUGACAGGCGCUCAGGUAGCGAGCGGGCAGAUUUUCACAACCCCACCAGGAGGCUUCCCCUGUAAGACAAUCCUGCAUGUUUGUGGAGAGAGAAAACCUGAUGUUAUCAAGACCUUGGCAAAAGAAAUAGUGGUUCAAUGUGAGCACGGCUUCUACAGGUCUGUGGCCAUUCCUGCCAUCUGCGCUGGACAAGGAGGUUUGGAUCCAAAUGUGGUGGCCAAGUCCAUUCUAGAGGGAGUAAAGGAAGGUGUUCAAGGAGCGAAUCUUCAACGUCUCAAAAUCAUUCGGAUCAUUCUGCUGAAGAUUAACGUUUUCCUAGCAUUCAAAGCGACAGCAAAACAAAUUUUUGGUAGCAAUACACAGUUAACAGCUCCUGCACCUCUUGUACUUACCAGUGCAACCACCAGAGGAUGCAGUGCAGCCAGUAUCAGGCACAGUGGAUUAACUAGAUCAAGCAGAUCACAUUCCUUACCCUUACCAGUCCCUUUGGACUUGAGUUCUUUAGUGACAUCUUUGCCUGACACCGAGAGCACAGCAGCGUUUCUAGUCAUAGGUCACACCGAUGAUGAUGUUUCUGAUGCCUGCAGAGAUCUUCAGCAGGCAUAUCAGGACCAGUGCUCCACACACGCUUUCUUUCCUGAUGAGAUUGAACGCCUCACUCCAGAGGAGAUGGACCAGCUGCUCUCUAAAGUGAAUUCAUUGCACCUGCAGAUAGAACAGAGCAGUUCUGAAGGAUGGGUAGUAAAAGGGCAGAGGAACGGAGUGAAUGAGGUGGUUAGACUGAUACAAGAUGCACUUCGCAGACAGGUAAGAGAGAAGGACCAGACCUUCCUCUUCAGUCAGGUCACGUGGUGCAUUCUGGGACCACAGGGCAUUUGGCAGAAGGUACCAAUAGACGUGAAUUAUAAGCUUGAGAAAGGAGAUGUGAAAGAUGGAAUUGAGGAUGCACAGGGUAAGAAAUGGACUGUGGAUCUGCAAAAGAUGGAGGCCACAUCAUGUGAUUCAGGACAGGUGACUGCUCUCAAACGACUGGUGAACCCUUCAGAUUUCACUUUGCCAAUCUACUGGGACAACAUGAGUCAGAGUGACCUCUUAAAAGUGAUUGUCUUAGAUCCGUCAUCUAAAGAGUACCAGAUUGUGAAGAUGGGCUUCAAGACGACCGUCUACAAAACAGUGCUCAAGAUCGAGCGCAUCCAGAACAUGAAUCUUCGGCGGUUAUACGAGGGACGUAAAAUAGAGCUGGAAAACAGAAAUGAUCCUCUUGUGGGAGCAAGAGAGAAGGUCCUUUAUCACGGCACAUCAGAGGCAUCCUGCUCAUCCAUCAUGAAGUCAAACUUUAAUCGCAACUUUGCAGGGCAAAAUGCCACCGUCUAUGGACAUGGGACAUACUUUGCUGUGAACGCCAGCUACUCUGCCGAUGCUACCUAUUCAGUUCCUGCAGCAGACGGGACUCAGCUCAUGUUUGUGGCUCGUGUGCUUACGGGUUAUUACACUCAGGGUCAGGGUGACAUGAAGACGCCACCUGUGCGUGCGGCACCUGACCUCUAUGAUAGCGUGGUAGAUAAUAUUCAAAAUCCCUCCAUGUUUGUGGUUUUCCACGACUGCCAGGCUUAUCCAGACUACCUCAUCACAUUCAAAUGAACUUAUGCAAAAUCCAACCCUGGCUUGAAAUCCUGAAGAUUUAUAUGCUUAUUUCUUAUAUAGUUGAUCUUACAUAAAAAUGUAACAAUUUAGGUAUUACUGUUAUGUAGAGGGUUUGAUUCAGUUAGUUACCACAUACCUUUUUAAGCUUUAUGCCACAACUAACUAGUGCUCAGUGGAUAUGAGUGUUUAGGUAACCAAUAUAAUUCAAACUAGUGAUUUCAUGAUAGCAAAUAAAAUGAGUGUUUUUUUCAGGAAAUCUUGAAAUUCACAAGAAUUUAUGAGCAUAUGAUUACUAAUAUCAAUUGGCAAAGUGGUCUGUAGAUUGACGAUAUGAUAUGAAUACUUGUGUGAAUCGCACGUAUUCAGACAGAUGAAUCUGUCUCUUGUGCAAACCACAGAAGUGACAUGCAAUUAUGAUAUGUACCUUCAGGGCGAUCCAUUCAUCACUCCUGGAUAACAACGGUCUUUAAAAUGUCGUUUGGGCGUUUUCCAAUACUUCCUUCUUAGUUCCCAUGUCUGCUUCAUGCUUCUCGUUAUCAUGAGGAAACCAUUUGAUAUUGUUUUGAAUGAAAGGAAUUUGCUCAGUUUGCCAAUACAGCUAUGCAAUUAUUUCAAACAUCAUCUGAAAGUACUUCAGGAAACUUAUGAAAUAAUAAGAUCUGUUAUGAAAA
Molecule: messenger RNA, 2508 nt
Organism: Carassius carassius (crucian carp)
Lineage: Eukaryota; Metazoa; Chordata; Actinopteri; Cypriniformes; Cyprinidae
Product: protein mono-ADP-ribosyltransferase PARP14-like
Exons: 9
Coding region: 38-1834 (598 amino acids)
Biological process (GO): negative regulation of gene expression
Cellular component (GO): nucleus; cytoplasm
Molecular function (GO): transcription corepressor activity; NAD+ poly-ADP-ribosyltransferase activity
Source: RefSeq, a predicted model, not a curated record